GCCAUGGAACAUCUGAAUUCAAUUAUUUGGAUGGAUGAAUGUGUGUGACUUACUUUUACUCUUUUGUAAGAUCCCGAAAAAGCAUCUCUAUGAAUUCCUCAUCUUAUGCCCUCAAUGCGUCGAGCAGUCUGAAAUAUCGCGAUUCGCCAAGUGUAGCCGUGGCCAAAAAUGUCAUCGUUCUGGCUCUCGGCUUUACCAUCAACUAUAUUAACGGUACACUGAUACACACCUUCAGAAAACACCAGAUAUUUUAUUUGAAUCCUCGUUACAUCCUGUUCAUCCACCUGGUGGUGAAUGACAUGAUCCAGCUCACUUCUUCAAUUAGUCUAUUUGUUUUCACUUAUAUCUUUUAUCAAAUUAAUGUUGCAUUCUGUUGCUUCCUUAUCACUUUGGCUAUCUUUACCACCUUCAAUACUCCAAUAAAUUUAGCUCUCAUGGCACUAGAGUGCUACAUUGCUAUUUGUUUACCACUGCAACACGCUGAGUACUGCACCACCAAAAGAACAUACGUGGCUAUAGGUUGGAUCUGGGCCAUGAGUGCAGUCUCAGCUAUGUCCGACAUCGUUAUUAUUCUGGCAACAGAGCCAGUGGAGUUAUUUUAUUCCACAAUACAAUGUGAGAGAGAUAACUUAUUCCGGCAUCCAAUCAUUGUAAAAAAGAAAGAGGUUUCAUAUUUAAUUUUCCUAAUUGGUGUUUUGCUCACCUUCAUGUACACAUACUUCAGGAUAUUUUUUGCUGCUAACAAAGCUAAAUCAGCCAAGCGAGAGUCGAAGAAGGCGAGAAACACAAUCCUGCUCCACGGCUUUCAGCUUCUGUUGUCUAUGCUAACCUAUAUAGCAACUGCAUUAAUGCAGGCUCUGGUGCGCUGGUUCCCUAAACAGCCUCUAAUAGUUGUUUUUAUUUCCUAUAUCAUAAUCUACAUUGUCCCCAGGUUUGUUAGCCCUAUUGUGUAUGGGUUACGAGACAAGACAUUUAAACAGUAUUUAAAAAAGUAUCUGUUGUGUACCAUGAAAAUGGGUAACGAGACCGAUUUUAGAUUGUAA
This is a messenger RNA of Haplochromis burtoni (Burton's mouthbrooder), 1043 nucleotides long. Its product is annotated as odorant receptor 131-2-like. Bases 39 to 1043 code for a protein of 334 amino acids. Gene Ontology annotation, biological process: G protein-coupled receptor signaling pathway. Gene Ontology annotation, cellular component: membrane. Gene Ontology annotation, molecular function: G protein-coupled receptor activity. The transcript is spliced from 2 exons. Lineage: Eukaryota; Metazoa; Chordata; Actinopteri; Cichliformes; Cichlidae. The record is from RefSeq and is a predicted model, not a curated record.